Messenger RNA from Labeo rohita (rohu), 3601 nucleotides. RefSeq names its product aarF domain containing kinase 2 (gene adck2). The transcript is spliced from 8 exons. The record is from RefSeq and is a predicted model, not a curated record. Gene Ontology annotation, cellular component: mitochondrion. Lineage: Eukaryota; Metazoa; Chordata; Actinopteri; Cypriniformes; Cyprinidae. Bases 437 to 2224 code for a protein of 595 amino acids.
GAACAUUUCAUAACAAAUGUUUGAAUGAAUUGAAGUAGAUUCGUGAAAAAAGAAGGGAAAAAUGAGUCGGAACAGCACGAUUUUGGACAUCUGGCAGCGAAAAUGUGCAAGAUAAAAAGAAUAGGGAUGCUUAUGAUUACGCGUUGCAGCAGGAGCGGCUGUAUUUUUGAAUCUUUCUGUGCAUGGUAUUAUAAUUUAACUUCAUAGGUAUAAAGGAUUUACAUUGCUAUGUAUGUGUGUAAGCUAAGAGCAAACCACUACAUUUCCCAUUAGCAAAAGUGAAAGUGUUCAUUAAUCAUUCUACAUAUUGUAUGCAUGCAUGAUCUUCAUAUGUUUUCAUGCAUCUGAUUUUAAAUAAUGGUUAUAAUUUGCAGCUGCACUACAUUUGUCCUAAAGCAACUGUUAAAUGUCUAGCUAAGUAAUAACUGUAUCAAAAAUGUCUGCUUUCUGUGCAAGACACCUGCUCCAGAACCUCAGGUUCACAGUGCACAGGGUAUCGAUUCGAAUCCCGCCUCGCAGAGUGUUUAUUUUUAAAGGUACUCAUGUUUUAUCUCAAGCCCCCAAAGUGGGACUGUUCUGUUGGACUGCAUGUGGCAUCACUUAUGCCGCCGGACAGGAAGCCAUUCAUCAGCAGAGGACCACAGAGAGGAAGUCAGUCGCCCGAGUGCAGAUCCACAGGUUAGUAUUCGUCUUGCGUUUGGGAAUCCGCGCCUUGGUGCUGCUUCUCAAAUUCAGCCCACUUCUGAUUCUGUAUCCCCUGACUUUACUCUCCCAACGUUGGGCGUCCCGUUGGUUGGAUGCCCUGCUUUGGGUCACGGAAACAUCUGGACCUACAUUUAUCAAGCUGGGCCAGUGGGCCAGCACUAGACGGGACAUCUUCUCUCAGGACUUCUGCGAGCGCUUCUCAAGGCUUCAUGUACGGGUGAAGCCCCAUCCCUGGUCCCACACCAAGCUCUGUUUGAAGAGGGCGUUUGGGGAAGGAUGGAGGCAGAUGUUUGCGUUUGACAGUAAGGAGCCUGUGGGAUCGGGAUGCGUGGCACAGGUGUACCGCGCCAAAGCCAAGGUGAAGAGCGUUGAAGAGCCGGCGUUCCUGAAGCUGGUGGAGGAACUGGAGAAGAACAGUCUUCUGGAGGCCUGGGAGAUCCCGGGUCUGGCAGGGGCUUUGAGUGACUUCUGGGAGACAUAUAAAGAUGAGGAAGACACGGCGGACACCAAGACGAGGGAUUUCGGAGAGAGACCUGGUCCGGACGAACACCUGGAGGAAGAGCGUCUGAUUCCUGUGGCAAUUAAGGUCCUUCAUCCAGGAAUCAGGCAGCAGGUGCAGAUCGAUCUGAUCUUAAUGAAAGCUGGAAGUUUGUUCCUCAACUGUUUGCCCGGCAUCAAGUGGCUCAGCCUGCCCGAGAUUGUGUAUGAGUUUGAGAAGCUCAUGACCAAACAGAUCGAUCUUCGGUUUGAAGCCCAGAACAUCGAAAAGUUCCAAAAGAACUUUAAAGAUCUGCCGUAUGUGAAGUUUCCUACACCCCUCAGACCAUUUGUCACAAGGACUGUGUUGGUAGAAACAUAUGAGGAAAGCGAACCCAUCUCAAAAUACCUGAGCUCAGAUGUCCCAGAAGGAAUCAAGCAGAAAAUUGCACGGAUGGGUGUUGAUCUUCUUUUGAAAAUGGUGUUUGUGGAUAAUUUUGUCCACGGUGACCUUCAUCCUGGGAACAUCCUGGUGCAGGGUGGGCGAGGAGAGGGACCCCAGGACAGGGCGACUCUCACAGACCUGUGCGACACUGUGGUGGUCAGUAUGCGGCCAACUCCUCCACCCCUACAGCUGGUGCUGCUGGAUGCAGGGAUCGUGGCGCAUCUCAGCGAGGCGGAUCAACGCAAUUUCAGAGCCGUGUUCACCGCUGUCGUUCUCAAGCAGGGCGAGCGAGUUGCAGAACUAAUCCUUCAUCAUGCCCGCGCCAACGAUUGCCAGGAUGUGACACGUUUUAAGAAGGAAAUGGCUGAACUAGUGGAUCAUGCGCUCAGUGACAGGCUUUCCCUGGGAAAGAUUCAGGUGGCUGAGCUGCUGUCUCGAGUCUUUGGUUUACUGAUUCAUCACAAGGUGAAGUUGGAGAGUAAUUUUGCGUCUAUGGUGUUUGCCAUCAUGGUCCUAGAGGGUUUAGGCAGAUCUCUGGACCCCAACCUUGACAUCCUGGAGAUCGCCAAACCCCUCCUGCUGAAAAACCUCCUCUGAUACGCUCUUCACUGAAACGUCAACAUUUACCUCACUGUUCUAGACGCUAAUAACAGCCUGCUACUUGAUCAGGGAAUUUAAAGUCACUCAGAGGAAAAAUUACAUAUCUGGGAUCAAUUUAAAUGUUCAUGGUUAUAGGGAAAAGUUAAAGGUGUUCCUGGAUCAAUAAGGUAUCCUGUGAAAUUGAGAGUGGAUUAUACAUAUGGGGCCAGAUUCAGUCUUUUUGUCUAUUUUGCACAUGAUAUGCCAACUAAUUUCUACAGUCCUAGUUUAUAUAUUCAGUGUCAAAAUAGUACGAGGUGCAUUACCUGUAAGAUUUUUAAUGUUUUUUCGCAAGGUCUCUUCUGCUCACCAAGCCUGCAUUUAUUUGAUCCAAAGUACAGCAAAAACUGUACAAUUUUGAAAUAUUUUUACUAUUUAAAAUAACCAUUUUCUAUUUGAAUGUAUUUUAAAAUGUCAUUUAUUCCUGUGAUUUCAAAGCUGAAUUUUUAGCAUCAUUACUAGUCACAUGAUCUUUCAGAAAUCAUUCUAAUAUUCUGAUUUGCUGCUCAAAAACAUUUAUUAUUAUUAUUCUGUUGAAAACAGCUGAGUAGAAUUUACCUGAAUUUACCAGCAUUUAUCUGAAAUAGAAAUCUUCUAUAACAUUAUAAAUGUCUUUACCAUCACUUUUGAUCAAUUUAAAGCAUCCUUGCUAAAUAAAAGUAUUUUAUUUGUAAAAAAAAAAAAUACAAGUUGUAGUGACUCUAAGCUUUUGAAUGGUAUAGUGUGUAAUGUUACAAAAGGUUUUUAUUUCCGGGAAAUGCUGAUCUUUGGAUCUUUUUAUCCUGAAAUGCUGAAAAAAAAGUACUCCGCUGUUUUAAAUAUUGAUAAUAAUUAAAAAAUGUUUCUUGAACAGCAAAUCAGCAUAUUAGAAUGAUUUCUGAAGGAUCACGUGACACUGAAGACUGGAGUAAUGAUGCUGAAAUGUAUUCAAAUAGAAACAGUUGUUUUAAAUAGUAAAAAUAAUUCACAAUAUUUCUGCUUCUGUUGUACUUUUGAUCAAAUAACUGGCUUGUUGAGCAGAAGAGACUUUACAAAACAUUUUUAAAAAAUCUUACUAUUUAGAAACUUUUGACUGGUAGUGUACAUUUCAUAAACUUUGUACAUAUCUAUGUAUUUAUCCAUUUUACCAAGUGUAAUUUACCUCCUUAAGUCAUCAGAUGGCAUGAAAGAUCUGAUGCAGCUCACAUCUUAAACAAGAUUUCCUUUUCAUCAUCAGUGUUUUAUGAGUGUGUUUGUUGUUUAAGCCUUCUCAGAUGAUUUGCUGAGAAAUGGAUGAAAAAAAAAUUCCUUUGUGUAUUUUGCACACCUUUGUUUGAAUUAAACUUAUGAUCUGCA